Molecule: messenger RNA, 2409 nt
Organism: Dimorphilus gyrociliatus
Lineage: Eukaryota; Metazoa; Annelida; Polychaeta; Dinophilidae
Source: the annotation of a GenBank genome assembly
CAACAACGAAAUUAUUCAUAUUAAGUAGGAACAGGAUACCCAACAGUCCAUAUCCAGAAUAUCUUCAAGGUAUCCGAACCUCCACGUAUUAUCAAAUACUUUUAACCAAUUUCUAUAGAUAGUAUGCCGCCAAUAAACGACGAAGUUCUCUCGAUAAUACAAUAUUUUAUUGUACUCAAGAAAAGUAAUGAUUUGAAUAAUCUUUCUAAUUCCAAUGAUAUUGUGGUUGAAAUUGUGGAAAAUAGGAACCCAAAACUGAAAUAUAAAUAUGAUAUAAUUCUCUCUUUGGAAAACGUUAGAAAAUUUCCUUUGGAAGAUUUUGGGAAUUUUUUAAGAGAUCCUCUCCUAAAACUAUUUAGGGCCUCUAAAAGCUUGGAAAAAAAAGGGAUUGAUUUAGAAUGGUCUAAUUUUCAAAAAAUCAUUGAAACGGGUAAAGUGACAGCAUUUGAGAAUAAAGACAUUCGAAUAGAAACAAAGCAGCACAGUAGCAUUCGUAACAUAAUGAAUCACUACUUAACAUUCAAAGUUAUAUUAAAGUUGACUAUGGAUGACAUAAAGCCUCAUAUAUUGAGUGACGAUCUCCGAAAAUUUUUUAAUGCCUCCCUAAUCUUCGGACACAACAUAACUUAUCGGAUUAAUUUACAUAAUCAUGAAACUUAUCACUUUAAGAGUAAAGCUAUGAAGUCUUCUGCUUGCUAUCUAAAAGCUGCAAUAUCUCGUUUCAGAGAUUUUCCCAAUGCCUUAAACGAAUCAGCCCUGAAUUUCAUUGGCGAUAAAGUUCGCUUAAAGUCGCCUAAAAUUGAAGAAAUGUUCAGCGAACUUAAUAAUGCUAGCUCAUUCAAAAAUGUUGACUCUCUCAAGCUUCAGAUUUAUAUUUCUCCAGUACAAUCCGAGCCUCCUCUUCCCUUACCAAUUUACAAUUGCAAGAAGGUACAAUUUACAUUUCUACUAGGAAACUGCUACGUACCUUAUGCCGCAAGUACAGCAAAUGCCCCAAUCUUAAAAUGUUUAAGCAUUGGUCCAAUCAGUUUAGGAAAUGUUUUAGAAGAUACACCAACAACAGCAAUUCAUUACUCAUUCGAAGCAUUGUUUCGUAAUGAAACCUUAUAUCAAGAGGAAAGUGCUGAAGAAGAAAACUAUGCAUUGCAAGUUGUGUUGGUAAUGCUGCCUUUAUUAAAAGCACAUCAAUUUCAAAGAGAUUAUGAAAUUUACGAGGCCACAAGAAUUUUAAAUGAAAAUUUUUUGAAUAUUAUACACCUAUUUCAAAGAAAAAUUAACGAACUACUGGCAAAAAUUGUCAGAGGAAUAAUUAUAUACCCGGAUGACGAUCCUUUUGAAGAUCAAGAAAAGAAUGAACUAAUAAAUCAUUGUGCGAAGAUGAUGGCAGAAUCUAUAGAACUUUCUAAAUAUAAGAGAAGCUGUUUAGACAGUAUGAAGGACGCACCAGGCCAUAGUAUUUGUGACAAACUACGAUAUUGCAUAUCAGCUGCCGAAAGAAUUCAAGAAACUACAAGCAAUAAAAAAAAAAGGAAAAGGAAAUUUCCAAAAGAAAUUUCAGCAGUAAAAAAACGUCGGAAGAGCGUAUCGACCAGAUCUUCUGCAAUAUCAAAUGAAGAGAGUGACGACGAAGCUAUACACUUCUUAGGAUUAGAUAGAAGCGUACAAGUGUUACCCUCAGCUGAUAAGGACUCAAAUGAAGAGAUAUUCAUAGACAGUGGCCAGUCAACCGACAUUAAACAAGAAAUUAUUGAUGAGACCUCAGACGACUGCUUUGUUAUUGAUAAAAGUCUAUCUGUGAACAAUGUUUUCAUUGACUCAAAUGAUUUUGAUUUGGAGCCAAAUGAAACAAUUAAUUCGUCAAAGUUGGAUGAUAUUUUUGUUGAUUCCCCUCCAGGAAGUCAAGUCGACGAUGAGCUGAGAGUUUCGAAGAAAAAUAUUCAGACUGAAGACUUACUCGAAAGAGAAAGUGAUUUUGACGAUAAUUGCAUUCAUUUACAAGAAGUUCCUGUUUUAGAAUGUAAUGAUGAUAUUUUAGGCAGCGAAAAGCCUCUUACGGAAGAGUCAGGAAUUGGCACUGAUGAUAAUUUGUUCCAAGAAGUCCCGAUAUGUAGCCCUAUUCCAGAUCAUAGCGAUGAAACAAGAGAACUAGAUUUAUCAGAAGAGUUUUAUGAAACGAACAACGCUAUUCAUGAUCAGAGUUUUCAGAAUUAUUUAGAAGGGGCCUUAGAAACGUCGAAUGAUGAUAAUUUUGAAAAUGCCUUCGCAUAUAUCAUAGCAAAUUUGGGGGAAAACGAUGAACCUGAAUCAACAAGCCAUAAAGAGUGUGAAGAAGAAAGUAAUGAACUGUCUGACUCUCAAUUUUUUGAAAAUUCAGUAGACGAUAUUAAUGAUUUAUUGACAAAAAGAUAA